GGAAGCUAGAAAUGGAGCGGUUUUGGUAAAAACGUUUUGAAACAUAAACAAUUUCUCCGGGUCUUUCUGUUGUUUGUCAACCAACAAUACGUAUAAAUAAACAUUCGUGACAUCAGCGAGAGAGUGUUGAGGCAAUGAGGGACCUAACGGCAAAUCUCAGUGAGGAAAUCGGUUUUUAUUCCGUUUUCCCUGCCUAACCUGACUGCGUUUGCGGGUUGGCGCUGACAGCCGGAACUGUGCUGCUUUGCCUCCUGUAAUGCAACACUAAUGACAUCGCUAUGAACGAUUCCGAGCUGGAUUUUGUGGACCUCUGCUCCAAAUUGCAGAAGCGCGUCCGCAAGAAAGAACCAGGCAGACCGAGCAGGAAGGCAGAAGAACAGCAGAGCUCCAGCCAAACAACCCGGGGGGACAAGAGGAAGGUUGAUAAGCAGGAUGAGGAUUCUCUGUCCGGGUUUUCACCCACUGGAUCGGAGGUGGUCUGUGGAGGAACUGGGUGUGACUCAGGGGAUGCUGUUCAGUCUUCUGCUGUUCCUCCACCUGACGCAGACCUGAGGGCAAAAGACAAAGUACUCCUCAGGAUGCAGGAGUUUAAGAGAGCCAGUCCGCAGAAGAUGAUGCACAGUAAUAGAAUCGGGCCAGCAAAGAAGGACGGUUGUACUCUGACUGCACAGGAUCAGAAAGCAGGCAGUGCAACGACUAUUCCAACUCAAACAAAGCCAUUUUUGCUCUCUGGGGGCUCCGAUCCCCGCUCUGAGCCCCCAGAGAGUGACGAGGCGCUGGCCCUGCGGCUGCAGCGGGAGCUGGACAGGGAGGCGGCCGAGGCCCAGAUCAUGCACCUGGAGGACGGAGGCCUCUUCUUCUGUCAGAUCUGCCACCGGGACUUAUCACACAUGACCCCCGACGGGCGCACACAACACCUCAACAGGUGUUUGGAUCAGAACGAACAGAGCGUGCCGUCUCUCCCCCCGCCCUCCGCUGUCCCCGACUGUCCCAUCUGCGGCAAGAAGUUCAAGAGCCAGAAGAGCCGCUCGGCCCACCUGAAGCGCUGCUCCGCAGACAUGGGCAUCUCUACGGCCGUUCUGCUGCAGGCUCUGCAGAGACAGGCCGAGGAGAGCCGCAGUUCUGCCGUCGCCGCCAACGCACACCUAGAGACGGGCGGCAUCAAGAGGAAAGCGCCGCCUGAGCCGGCGCUUCCAGCAAGGAAGAAGCCCAGGAAGAAGGCCGACCGGCUGGACGAGGACACCAUGGUGGCUCUGGCUCUGUCCUCCUCCCUGCUGGAGCAGCAGAAGGAGCAGCAGGUUCAGAGCGGUGGUCCUCACAGCUCCGUCACUCCACUGCUGACGUGGAAGCCAGAUGCUGCUAAAGGACGCGUGAGAAAGAAAAAAGUAGCCGCCCCUCGUCCUCCGCCACUCCUCCUAGUUCAGGACACAGAGACGGCCCUGGCGAGGCUGCAGGAACGCGUCUCUGCUCUCUUGCUUCGCCGCCGGGCGCCCUCUCCUCCCACCCCGACGAGAUGCCCCAGCAAGCUGCCCGGCUGGACAGGUGCUGCCCCCCUCUGGCGGAAAAGCACGCUGCUGGAUGGAGGCUCCACCUGUCCGUCUCAGUUCUAUGCUGCGGAGCUCCAGCACUUGUUUGCUACGGCGGACUUAACAAAGCCAGAUGCGGCCUUAUCAAGCAGCAGCAACAACAAGCCGGAGUCUUCUGUCCCACCCGCCCUGCCCUCCUGCUCCCAGACCUCAUCUAACUCCGCUCCAGGGACGGGAGAGCUCCACGUGGGAAGCCAGGCCAUCCGAGACCUGAUGGAGCUGGCUGAAGACGGCAUGACUCUGACCCAAUACGGAUACGCAGACAAAGCCGAGCACCUGAGCGGUUUCAUCCAGGAGGAAGAGUCGGAGGAUCAGGCCGAGCCGUCGGACAACACCGCCAGCAGCAGCAGUCGGGCAGUGAGGAGGACGGACCAGCCAGAGGCAGACCGAGACGCAGCCAGACAUGAGUCGGUGGCGCUCUCCAGGCUGUCCUCAGACCUGAGCAGCAUGGUCAACAACCCUCAGCUCAGUGACCUGCAGCUCCAGGUGGACAGCGGCGAGAUCUACUUUGCACAUUCCUUCAUGGUGUACACUCGCUGCCCCCUGCUGGCUGAAAUGGUGCAUGAAAGUGGGUUCGGCGUGCAGGAAGAGGGCUCGGCCGCGGCUCAGAGGGUGUUGCUAAGCGACGUGCCGGGUCAGGCGGUGCUGGCUGUGCUGCGGUACCUCUACACCGCCCGCUGCUGCAUCGCUGCGUCGCUGCGGCCUCACGUCCUGGAGCUGGCAUCCAGGUUUGACCUGCAGGAGCUGGAGCAGCUGUGUCGUUUCCAACCGGAGAACAUGGUGGCGGCGGCGGGAGACGAUGGGCUCGACGUAAACCAGGAAGAAAACGUCAACAACCAAACGGACCGGGCCUUCGUGGAGCUCCUUCGAUCCAUGUGGAACGAGGAGGACUCGGACGGAGGCGGACGGUCGGAGGAGGAUCGACCAGAGGACGAGGUCGCCACGGGCGAUGGAGAAAUUGGCGAGGAGCGAGUGAAUGAGCAGGAGCUGGAGGAGAUUUAUGAGUUUGCCGCCACGCAGAGGCAGAGGGUGAAGGAGGAAGAGGAGGAGAAAGAUGCGGAACCAGAACCCGGCUCGGACCGCAGCUACAGUCGGCUUUUCUCCCAGUCCUGGGGCGUCUACCAUGACGGAGAGGCUUCAUCCUCGCCUCCUCUUCUUCCUCAUGAAGCGUCACCCAAACACUCUGCCAGGACUCUGCUUCAGUCGUCUGCAAGCGUCGCCGACGAACCCUCCCUCAACCUUCCUGUCCCCGGGCCGUCCCCGGGGCGACCGGCUCCGGAGGACCGACAUGGGCAAGGCGAAGAAGCCGCAGCAGAGAGCCGAGCUCGUCGCAGCGCCACCCCUUCGCCUGCGAGGAGAGACGAGGCCGAGCUCAUCGUUCUGUCCGACUCCAGCGAAGAGGCAGAAGCCGAUCGGAGCUUCACGGGGAUCAAACCCGGACAGAACCCGAGUCCCACAGAAUCGGUCUGUGGCUCCCAGUUCAGUCCCGGUGAUCCCGUCGGGUGUUCGCCUGAGCUUUCCUGGCUCGUCCCUUCCACGCCCGUCAGGUCUCCGGUCAGAAGCACGAGGGCCGCCUCCAUGCAGACCGACAGCAGCAUGUGCAGGACUCGGCUUUUCCCCAAAGUGGACCCGUCCCCAGCCUUCUCGCCGUCCAGGAACACCGUCCCGACCUCCAGCACUCCUCUUAAAGCCUCCACAGAACGCCAAGUUUCUCCUGACAAACGGAGGAGUUCUGAAGCGUUUGCAGCAAACCGUCCCUUUAGAGAUUCCUCAAAGCACGAGGCUCCUCUGCAGCCACGCAGCAUCAGCAGCACGCUGCUGAAUGCGAACCCAGAGAGGCAGAGCACGUCGGGUCAAAUGAAGGCGAGGACAUGCGUGUCCAACUCUUCAGGUCAGUCCUUGUCGUCUUCUCCUGUGGAGUCCAGCGAGCAGCCUGGCGUCAGCAACACGAGCGAGGUAACGUCUGUUCCAGAUGUGAGGGACUCUAGUCUCCAGCAAAGUUUCAUGGAUGAGCCUCCGAUAGCUUUUAACGACUCCUGGGGCCUGGACGCCUGCGCCGACGGCGACCUGGGCGGCUUUAGCCUGAAGCUGGACAACACCCAAGAGUCCAGUUCCGGAGGGAGACCCGGAGCAUCCAGACCGACAGCUGCAAGCAGCGUCCAGAACCCUGCUGCAGGUCCAGGCCCGCUGACCACGCCAGAGGUCCACAACGACCUGCUGGACUCCGAAAUAUGGGGCAGCUGGGAGGGCGAUGGAGGAGCAGGAGAGGAGGAAGACGAAGAGGAGGAGGAGGGUCUUCCUCUGUCUCAGAGAGCGAACCUGGCGGCUCGGCUCCAAACUCCAAAAUCGUGGAAGCAGACCCGGCGGCGCCCCCCAGGGCCCAUCACCCCCAUGCCUCACUACUCUGACAUGGACACGCCGGAGCUCAAGAACAAACUCAGCAGCUUCGGCGUGCGACCUUUACCGAAGCGUCAGAUGGUCCUCAAGCUGAAGGAGAUCCACCAGUACACCCACCAGCUGACCAGCUCCGAGGAAGAGGAGGAGGAAGAAGAGGCGCCCCUGGGCAGGGCGGUUUCCUGCGCCCGGUUUAAAGAGCCGAUGGCAGCUGCGCCCGCUGCUGCUGCGUCUCCCGUCAAAACGGACCAAGAGGAAGCCGGCGAUCCGCUCUCUGCCUCCCAGGGCUCAAACGCCUCGUCCACCGCCGCCAGCGACGAGUUGGAAAGCAGGUCCAACCCUGAGCUGGUUCUCUCCUCCGACGGCGACUCGGACAGCGACGUGUCGUCCUCCCAGGCUGCCUCGCGCCUCCAGGACCGCCUCCAGGCGGUGCGCUCCUUCAUCCUGUCCGAAUCCGACCUGUACAGUCGGAUCCUCCAGUACCAGCCUCUGGUUCUCUCCCAGCUCCAGCAGCAGCUGAAGGCAGCGGGGAUCCGCCUGGGCGCCGCCAAGCUGGUGGACUACCUGGACUCGCAGUGCAUCACCUUCACCACGGCCAAGCCGGGCCACCACGCGGCCGGCCGCAGGCGGGGGGCGUGGACGGGCCGGGGGACGGGAGGAGGCGGCCGGAAGAACGGAGCUUUAAAACGUUAGCAGAGAAUUUGGUUGUAGAAAAUGUGAAAAAAAAAAUUGUCUGGUUAAAACUUUUUUUUAAAUUCUGAGGCGUUUACACCAAUUUAAACUUUGUAAAUACUAGAUUUUUUUUAAAAAAGAGGUUUCAGAUUUUAGGAGUUAACUUUUCAUAUGUUGCAUUGUAUUGUUAAAAUAAAUCAGAAGUGUUUGUUAUAUUGUGUGCAGGAUGUGAUGGUUAUAAAUGUUUAACAUCCAAAGACCAGCGUUGGGUUGAUGGGCUACAGGACGUCCCGUGGCGCAGCGUCACAGCCUGACCCUGAAAUAGAGGCUCGACUCUGGUCCGCGGUUCCAUGUUGCCGCCCGUCUCUGCGUCCUUCUUGUCCAAUUAAUAUCAAGUAAAAACCACUAAUGCUGAAAAGAUAUAUACCGUAUUUUCUGGACUGUAGAGCGCACCAUACUAUAAAUCGCAUCUACAGAGUAUUU
Poecilia reticulata (guppy) is the source of this 5135-nucleotide messenger RNA. RefSeq names its product SLX4 structure-specific endonuclease subunit homolog (S. cerevisiae) (gene slx4). Gene Ontology annotation, cellular component: nucleus; Slx1-Slx4 complex. NCBI's taxonomy places the organism in Eukaryota, Metazoa, Chordata, Actinopteri, Cyprinodontiformes, Poeciliidae. Gene Ontology annotation, molecular function: protein binding. The record is from RefSeq and is a predicted model, not a curated record. Gene Ontology annotation, biological process: DNA replication; resolution of meiotic recombination intermediates; DNA repair.